AUGUUUACAGGUCUUGUUGAGACGAUUGGGACUGUCACGGCCUUGGAGCCCAUCGAUACCUCAUCGAGUGGGGGGGGGCGGGGAACGUCGCUCACCAUCUCCGACUGUGAGGAGAUCCUCACCGACGCACACCUGGGCGAUAGUAUCGCAGUGAAUGGAACAUGUCUUACGGUCACUGCAUUCGAUAAGACCUGGUUCAAGGUUGGCUGUGCGCCGGAGACGCUGCGACGCACCAACCUGGGUUCCUUGCAGGCGAAUUCACACGUGAACCUCGAGCGUGCCGUUUCAGCCGAUACUCGGAUGGGAGGACACUUCGUGCAAGGCCAUGUCGAUACCGUUGCGGAGAUUUUGUCUGUCACGCCGGAUGGGAACUCGUUGGUGUUCCGGCUGCAGCCGCGGGAUAGAGAUAUUCUGCGGUAUGUUGUGGAAAAGGGCUACGUGACCCUUGAUGGUGCUAGCUUGACUGUCACCAAAGUUGUCGAUGGGCAGGACGGAUACUGGGAGGUUAUGCUUAUUGCCUACACACAGGAGAAGGUGGUUACUGCGGCCAAAAAGCCGGGUGAUCUCGUCAACGUUGAGAUCGAUAUCGUGGGCAAGUACGUUGAGAAGAGCGUGCAGGGAUACUUUGCUGGUACCUCCGGCGGAGAUUUCGCCAUCUUGGAGAAGAUGGUGAACAGGAUCGUCGAUGAAAGGCUCAAGAAAUAG
Molecule: messenger RNA, 705 nt
Organism: Penicillium verrucosum
Lineage: Eukaryota; Fungi; Ascomycota; Eurotiomycetes; Eurotiales; Aspergillaceae
Product: riboflavin synthase
Exons: 3
Coding region: 1-705 (234 amino acids)
Biological process (GO): riboflavin biosynthetic process
Molecular function (GO): riboflavin synthase activity
Source: RefSeq, a predicted model, not a curated record